AUGGCCAGAAUGUUGGCAUUUAACAAAAAACUGCCUGAACUAAACAAAUUACGCCAAGAAAAAAAAAAAUUAGAAAAAGAAAAUCCUACCAAAGAGGAAAAAGAAGAAUUAGAAAAAAAACAAAAGAAAUAUAAGGAGGAAUUAGAAAAAGCCAAGGAGGAAACCAUUAAAAAUAUUCAAACUCAAUUAAAAAAAAAUGAAUUAAAUAUCACUGAAUUAGAUGAUAAUAAGGAUUGGAAACAGCAAAUAUUACAUGACCCCUUGAAAUUUUUUAUCGUUUCUCCACUUAACAAAACUAGUAAAUUAUUAGGAUUGCAGGAGGCAAAUUAUCUUUGGGAAGCAUCUUUAGAGAUAAUUCUUAAAUUAUUAAUUAUUGAGAUAAUUCUAGUUUUAAUUUACUAUUCAGAAACGAUAGUAAUUUUUGAGUUCUUGCACCAUGGUCGCUUACUAACUAUCCGGGAGUUAAAAGCUUGCGUGGCAAAAGUUUGGGUUGUUAGUCUCUUGGUUACUUUAUUUUCAAUGUUUUUUAUGAGAAUAGCUGGCAUGAGUAGCGUUGGUAAUCAUUUAGUCUUUCUUCUUGCAGGGUUUGUUAGGUUUGCAAUCAAUACUUUUCGGGUUAAAGUUUUUGGUCAUCGAGAACAUUUUCCACAAAGAGGCAAUCCAACUCACUCUCUAAGAAAACCUUAA
Messenger RNA from Funneliformis geosporum, 687 nucleotides. The record is from the annotation of a GenBank genome assembly. Lineage: Eukaryota; Fungi; Glomeromycota; Glomeromycetes; Glomerales; Glomeraceae.